Acanthosepion pharaonis is the source of this 795-nucleotide messenger RNA. NCBI's taxonomy places the organism in Eukaryota, Metazoa, Mollusca, Cephalopoda, Sepiida, Sepiidae. The record is from the annotation of a GenBank genome assembly.
AUGAGCUGUCACACAUCAAGAUACUCUCGCUCUUUGUUUGUUUGUUUCUUUCUUUCUAUCUAUCCUUCUUUCAAUUCUUUCUUUCCAUUUAUCCUUUCUUCCAUUCUUUCUUUCCUUCUUUCUUUCUUUCUUUCUUUCUUUCUUUCUUUCUUAGCGAUCCCGGGGUUACAGUAUCCUGUGUUCCGUAUAUUGUCCAAACAAACGAAUAUUAUGAAACUUUCCAGUUUGUGUAUAAGUUGUCGCACAUCCGGAUGCUUUCUUUCUUUCUUUCUUUCUUUCUUUCUUUCUUUCUUUCUUUCUUUCCAUUUAUUCUUUCUUUCUUUCUUUCUUUCUUUCUUUCUUUCUUUCUUUCUUCCUUUCCAUUUAUCCUUCCUUCCAUUCUUUCUUUCUUUCUUUCUUUCUUUCUUUCUUUCUUUCUUUCUUUCUUUCUUUCUUUCUUCUUUGUUUGUUUGUUUGUUUGUUUGUUUGUUUCUUUCUUUUCAUUUAUCCUUCUUUCUUUCUUUCUUUCUUUCUUUCUUUCUAAGUGAUCCCCGGGUUACAGUAUCCUGUGUUCCGUAUAUUGUCCAAACAAACGAACAUUAUGAAACUUUCCAGUUUGUGUAUAAGUUGUCGCACAUCCAGGUGCUUUCUUUCUUUCUUUCUUUCUUUCUUUCUUUCUUUCUUUCUUUCUUUCUUAGCAAUCCCCCCCCGGGUUACGGUGCCCUGUGUCCAUUAUAUUGUUCACCCAAACGAACAUUCCUAUGCUUCGCUAAUUUUUUAAAUCCUACUCACGUAUAUAGGCUCAUACAAUGUUAG